AUCCCGCCUCCGUCUCUGUCCACCAGGAGCACCACCGCGCCGCCAUGGCCGCCGCCGCCACCCUCCGGCCGACCGAGCCGCUCCCUCUCCCGAGCGGCCUCUCCCUCGCGCCUCGCCUCAAGCUUCUCCUCACCUUCUUCCGCGCCGAUCUCUCCGUCCGCCCCGUCGACGAGUGGCAGCUCAAGUCCGCGCUCCUCGCCUUCCUCCGCGACCCGCCCCUCUCCCUCCCCGUGCUCCCCGACUCCGACCUCUCCGUGCGUAGCCUCCCCGACCUCCACAAGCGCCGGCGCGAGGAACCCGUCGCCUCAGGCGUCCUCCACGUGCGCGAUCUCUCCUUCCUCCGCCCCCGCAGCCGCAAGGGGGAUGGCGAGGCCGAGGGGAUGUCCCCUGAGCAGGAGGAGGAGAAGUACUUCCAGUGGAGGAGCUCCCUGGUCGAGAAGCUGGCCGGGAUCGAGCUCAACCUCGAGGGGGUUAAGUUUCAGAUGAGCGUCGAGAUCCCGCCCUCCGAUGACUUCCGGGCUAUGAAGAAGUCAUGGGAAAAUUUCUACGCGUCUGAGCUCCUCAGUAGCAGGAAUCCUGUGAGGAAGAUAGCAAAAAGGCCGGACACCAUUAUUCUCCGGGGUGUGCCAUCCAGGUGGUUUGCGGAGACGAGGAUAUCAUCGAAGGCCUCCACGCUGGUUACGCACACUAUUUUCUCGACACUUGGUAAAAUAAGGAACCUAAAUAUUUCUAGUGAUGAUGAAUGGGGAGCAAAACAAGAUGGAAGCAAUAAGGUGAUUAUAUCUGGACUAAAUUGCAAAGUGUGGGUGCAAUUUGAAAAUUAUGAUGACUUCAACAGUGCGGUGAAGGCAUUAUGUGGACGUUCGUUAGAGAAAGAAGGAUCACGGUUGAAGGUAGAUUAUGAAGUAAAUUGGGAUCGUGAAGGUUUCUUCCGUAAUGCCCAAUAUGAGCCUGUUCGGAACAAUUUGGAAGAGAGAGAUUCAUUGGCUCAGGGAAGGAAGAAACAUCACACAUCGAGAAUUGAGUCAGAUCAUAGAAAGAGAUUUAGGGAUUGAUGGCUAUAGGGCAUGUCGUGAUGAUGAGAUACAUAGUUCUGAGGAGAGGGAAAAUGUUUGUACUGUAUCAUUCUGCUUUUUCCUCGUUAGUCUAACAGUAAAGUCGUUCUGCAUUAGGUAGUAAUUACUAUUUGCGGAUGUCAGGAUUAACACCCAGAAAUCAUAACAAAGAUAGUCUUGCGUGUGAUUUGUAAAAGAACUUUCACUGUUGGCAUUUCAACAUAUGCUCAUUCAUUCACUAUUUAAUCACAAACUCAC
Messenger RNA from Oryza brachyantha (malo sina), 1313 nucleotides. Its product is annotated as A-kinase anchor protein 17A. The record is from RefSeq and is a predicted model, not a curated record. The coding region runs from base 45 to 1055 and encodes 336 amino acids. Gene Ontology annotation, molecular function: RNA binding. Lineage: Eukaryota; Viridiplantae; Streptophyta; Magnoliopsida; Poales; Poaceae. The transcript is spliced from 5 exons.